GAGAGAGGGAGAGAGAGGCGGUGUCAAAGCCAAUUGUUGCUGAUCUAGGCGGUGAUUCGACCACACUGUUUGUCCUCUCCAAGGCUUUCCCCCUCUCUGCUUUGCGAACAAUAACCUUUCCAUUUUCUGCAUCUCAUAGCCUACUCUUUCCUCCAUCUGGGAUUUUGUCUACCUUUCUUUUCAACGUUUGGCAGAUGUGGACAUGGAUCGUAUCGGGGUUUAUUAAGAUGUCGUUGACGGGGUCUCUCUCGAAUAUGAGUUUCCCCGCAAGAGCUCUCACUUUGGCGGAGCAACUUUCCCGUGCACCUCGGCGCUCAGCCUGGUGACCACUUUCCCUCUUCAUUCACUGAAAGGGGAAGUUUAAACACACACCGGCGGAUUUGGUCUCGCAUUCAAUAGCCUACACACGGUUUUAUAACAAACUAAAAGGAUUAAAUUAAAAUGCAGAAGAGUGUCAGGUUUAAUGAGGGACACGCUCUGUACCUCUCAGUCGUUGCGCGUAAGGAGGGUACCAAGCGCGGUUAUUUGAGCAAGAAGACCACGGAGAACAGCAGGUGGCACGAGAAGUUCUUUGCGCUGUACCAAAACGUGUUUUUUUACUUUGAAAACGAGCAGAGUGUACGCCCCGCCGGGAUUUACCUCUUGGAGGGCUGCACCUGCGAGAGCGUGCCUGUUCCGAAGGUCUCCACUGCGGGAAAGGAGACCCUCGACAAACAGCACUACUUCCUGAUCGUGUUUGGCCAUGAUGGACAGAAGCCUCUGGAGCUACGGACUGAGGAGGAGAAUGAAUGUGAUGAAUGGGUGGAGGCCAUCCAACAGGCCAGCUACUCUGACAUCAUCAUCGAGCGUGAGGUCUUGAUGCAAAAGUACAUCCACCUGGUCCAGAUUGUGGAGACAGAGAAGGUGGCAGCCAACCAACUACGUACUCAAUUGGAGGAUCAGGAUACAGAGAUAGAGAGGCUCAAAGGAGAGAUCGUUGCCCUGAACAAAACCAAUGAGAGAAUGUGGCCUUACCAUGUAAACCAAGAGGAUGAAGACCCAGACAUAAAAAAGAUUAAGAAGGUGCAAAGCUUUAUGCGUGGCUGGCUGUGCCGUAGGAAGUGGAAGCUGAUAGUUCAGGACUACAUCUGUUCUCCCCAUGCUGAGAGCAUGAGGAAGAGGAACCAGAUCGUCUUUAACAUGGUGGAGGCCGAGACAGAGUAUGUCCACCAGCUGUCUAUCCUGGUUAACUGUUUCCUGAGACCUCUCCGCAUGGCCGCCAGCUCCAAGAAACCUCCAAUCAGUCACGAUGAUGUCAGCAGUGUGUUCCUCAACAGUGAGACCAUCAUGUUUCUACAUGAGAUAUUCCACCAAGGUCUCAAAGCCCGGAUAGCGAACUGGCCUACACUGGUAUUGGCGGACCUGUUUGACAUCCUGCUGCCUAUGCUGAACAUCUACCAGGAGUUUGUGAGGAACCACCAGUACAGCCUGCAAGUGCUGGCCAACUGCAAGCAGAACCGAGACUUCGAUAAGCUGCUGAAGCAGUAUGAGGCUAAUGCUGCCUGUGAGGGCAGGAUGCUGGAGACCUUCCUCACAUACCCCAUGUUCCAGAUUCCUCGUUACAUCAUCACUCUGCAUGAGCUGCUGGCGCACACUCCGCACGAACACGUAGAGCGCAAGAGCCUGGAGUUCGCCAAGUCCAAACUAGAGGAGCUGUCAAGGGUGAUGCAUGAUGAGGUGAGUGAUACAGAGAACAUCCGUAAGAACCUGGCCAUCGAGAGGAUGAUUGUAGAGGGAUGUGAUAUACUACUGGACACCAGUCAGACCUUCGUCAGACAGGGUUCUCUGAUUCAGCUGCCGUCGGUGGAGAGGGGUAAGCUCAGUAAGGUGCGUCUGGGCUCUCUGUCUCUGAAGAAGGAAGCAGAGAGACAGUGCUUCCUGUUUACAAAACACUUUCUGAUCUGCACACGCAGCUCAGGAGGCAAGCUGCACCUGCUCAAGCAAGGUGGAGUCCUAUCUCUGAUAGAAUGUACCCUCAUAGAAGAAACAGAGACCAGCGACGACGACUCGAAGUCCAGUGGUGGUCAGGUAUUCGGUCAGUUGGACUUUAAGCUGAUCAUCGAGCCGUCUGACUCACCCUCCUUCACUGUAGUCUUGUUGGCUCCCUCACGACAGGAGAAAGCUGCCUGGACCAGUGACAUCAGCCAGUGUAUCGAUAAUAUCCGCUGUAAUGGUUUGAUGACUAGUGUAUUCGAGGAGAACUCCAAAGUCACCGUGCCUCACAUGAUCAAAUCUGAUAUGCGCCUCCAUAAAGAUGAUGUUGACAUUUGCUUCAGCAAGACACUCAACUCCUGCAAGGUCCCACAGAUUCGCUACGCCAGCGUCGAGCGGCUGCUGGAAAGGCUGACGGACUUGCGCUUCCUCUCCAUCGACUUCCUCAACACCUUCCUCCACACCUACCGUAUCUUCACUACUGCUGCCGUGGUCAUGGAUAAACUGGCUGACAUCUACAAGAAACCUUUCACCUCUAUACCUGUCAGGGUACAGUACCACUCAUUUGACCGCCUGUCCAUCACGUCCAUCUGUCCUGACUACAGCCUGAAGAUCAGGAAGAUAGCCCUGGAUCAGUCCAAGUCUUUGGAAUUGUUCUUUGCCACCAACCAGAACAACCGAAGUGGUGAUCACACCAAUGACAAGUCCCCCCGUCUCUGCCGCAAGUUCUCCGGUCCUCUCUCCAUCUCCUCCCGCACCUCCUCUCCUGUCCGCACACGCAAACUCUCUCUGCAUUCCCCCAUCAGUGCCAGGGUGGGGGGGCUGGACCUUACUAAUAUUAACUCUAUCCCCUCCUCCUUCUCUCAGUCCGCUGUCAGUAGUCCAUCCUCAGCCCAAACCCCUACAUUCCCUACCCCCUCCCCCCAGACCCCCACUACCACCUCCCCCCCUCCCACCUCCUCCUCGUCCCCUCCAGGUGGCAACAAGAGCCCCCAAGACCAGGCCCCCCUCCCCCCCUGUCUACCUCUGUCCUACCCCGAACAGAGUCCCUCCCCCACUGCAGAAGGGCAGGAGCUGCCUCGUGUUGACGCCUUCUGUGGAAAAAUGAGACGCAGCAUCCGCAGAGCUGUCUUGGAGUCUGUCUCAAUGGACAAGUUCAUCCCUGAGUCGCCUCAGAACAGCGAAUCAGGAGAGGUCUCUCCCUGCCGCUCCCCCUCCACCCCACGACACUUCCGCUACAGGCAGCCUGGAGUUCAAUCAGGGGAGAACUCUCGUUGUUCUGUUUCUCCUGCCUCAGCCUUUGCUAUUGCUACAGCUGCAGCAGGACAUGGCUCUCCCCCAGUGUUUAAUAACUCAGAGAGGACAUGUGAUAAGGAGUUUAUCAUCAGAAGAGCUGCUACUAACAGAGUCCUCAACGUACUUCGACACUGGGUCUCAAAACACUCCCAGGACUUUGAGAUGAACAGUGAGUUGAAGAUGGGAGUGAUCUGUCUACUAGAGGAGAUACUCAGAGAUCCAGACCUAUUGCCACAGGAGAGAAAAGCUACUGCUAAUAUACUAAGUACCCUUUCUCUGGAUGAGCAGGAAGCAGAUGCCCAGCUGAGAAUAGAAGACAUCCUUCAGAUGGUGGAGUGUCCUAGGUCAGAGUGUUUUGAGUCUCUGUCUGCCAUGGAGCUGGCUGAACAGAUCACACUACUGGACCACAUCGUCUUCAGGAGUAUCCCCUAUGAGGAGUUCCUGGGGCAGGGCUGGAUGAAGGUGGAUAAGUCUGAGAGGACUCCCUACAUCAUGAAGACCAGCCAGCACUUCAAUGAUAUGAGUAACCUGGUGGCGUCUCAAAUCAUGACCCAUACUGACGUGGGCUCCAGGGCCAACUCUAUUGAAAAAUGGGUGGCUGUGGCCGACAUCUGCCGCUGCCUCAACAACUACAAUGGAGUCUUAGAGAUCACCUCAGCUCUGAACCGCAGCGCCAUCUACAGGUUGAAGAAGACAUGGGCCAAAGUCUGCAAACAGACUAAAGCCCUGAUGGACAAGCUGCAGAAGACUGUGUCGUCUGAAGGGAGAUUCAAAAACCUGAGGGAAACCCUGAAAAAUUGUAACCCUCCCAGUGUGCCCUACCUGGGUAUGUACCUGACUGACCUAGCCUUUAUCGAGGAAGGAACACCUAACUUCACUGAGGAGGGCUUGGUCAACUUCUCCAAGAUGAGGAUGAUCUCCCACAUCAUCCGAGAGAUCCGCCAGUUCCAGCAGACACCCUACAGGAUAGAACACCAGCCUAAGGUGACUCAGUACCUGUUGGACAAGACUCUGAUCAUGGAUGAGGACACUCUCUAUGACCUCUCUCUUAAGAUAGAGCCCCGCCUACCGGCCUGAGGGACAGUCACUGCGAGCAACGGGACCCUGGCAACCCUGUCCCUCUAUGUGGGCAACACGCCUGCAUACCUGGGAUAAUGAACGACAAAGAGAGAGUGGAUUAUUGAAGAGACAGAGAGAAAAAGAGAGCGAGAGAGAGAGAGAGAAUUGAGAAGGAACGUAGGGAGAAAAUCCUUGUUGUUUUUAGACGAUGAUGGGGUGAUCUUUUGAAUGUGUUUUCUGCGAGGAAGGGUAAACAGGAAGUGAGGUGUCAUUGUGUGACCUCAUCAUCCCUCUCCCAGGGCGUGACAUCAUUGACGUGAAACAUGGUUCUUCUGCCAGCAGAUCAUAUCAGAGUUGGUGGAGAUUGUUCAAUCUUUGGGAAAAUCUCAAAUGGCACCCUGUUCCCCAUGUAGGACUGCACUACUUAGGGAAUAGGUUGCCAUUGAGACACUUUUUUGUCUUUGAAAUUUUUAAAAGGUGUAUCGUAAGGAGAUGAAAUGUAGCAUGUAUAGCUCUAAGAGUCUGGACUUGUGUAUGUUACGCUGUGCUGCUUUACUGUGCCAUGUCCUUGAGCUGAAGCACCCAUGCUUUCACACCAAAUGGUGAUCACUUGACUUUGCAUGAUCCUAACUGGGGUUUUAGUGUUUAUUUGGCCUUGGUCCUGACCCCUGCAUGUUAACAUGCUUCACUCUCUUUGGUCUCUGAAGACUACACAACCACUAUGCAUCCCCAUCCACCAAUCAUAAAUCACUUUAUUAGGAGGGUCGGACGGAAUCUAUGAGGGUAGAGUUUCAAACACACCUGCCGGAAUUAACUCAUACAUUACUACUACUACACAUACUAAAUGUAACGAUACUGGUAAAUAGAAAAUCCUUUUAAGAUUCAGUCUGACUGUGGUAAUGAGAAACUAAGUGCUUCAAAAUGAAUUUUGAUUUAGAAACUGGGCGGCAGAUACUGUAGCCAACUGGGUGGCAGGUAGCCUAGCGGUUAGUGCUUUGUGCCAGUAACUGAAAGGUCGCUUGUUAGAAUACCUUAGCCAACAAUCUGUUGAUGUUCCCUUGAGCAAGACACUUAACCCUAAUUUGCUCCAGGGGUGCCGUACUACUAUGGCUGACCUUGUAAAACAACACAUUUCACUGCACCGAACAGGUGUAUGUGACAAUAAAGUAAAUAAAUAAAAAAAGCUUCAUUUGUAAUAGUUUACCAUUUAUGUGCAUCGUGUUGUUGAAAUUGCUCUUCAUAAAUACUGAAAUAUUAAUCUACAAACUGGUGACCGGUAUCUGAAAGAAUACAGUACAAUCUGGUACUCCACAUUCAGGCAAACGUUUUGAUGUCUAAUAUCUUGUAAGCUCCACUAAUUCUGUGGUUUGUCCAUUUGAAUGAUGAGAAUUAGACGCUUCAAAUGUGCCUUUAUUAUAGAUUUUUUUUCUGUAGGUAGAUUCUCAGUCCUCUAAAUAUUCUAACAACAAUACCAAUCAAUUCAGAUGAACAAGUAAUAUUUCCCCCUCUUAAAAUAUUUUGCUGUCAAGUUAGCAAAUUUCCAUCUGUGGCAUUCUUUGGUGAAGAUUGUAGAUCCCUAAUAAUAAUGUAUCUGCUCAUUCAGAUGGUAUGGAAUCAUUGGGUAAAUACAGUGCCUUGCGAAAGUAUUCGGCCCCCUUGAACUUUGCGACCUUUUGCCACAUUUCAGGCU
Molecule: messenger RNA, 6016 nt
Organism: Oncorhynchus mykiss (rainbow trout)
Lineage: Eukaryota; Metazoa; Chordata; Actinopteri; Salmoniformes; Salmonidae
Gene: rasgrf2b
Product: Ras protein-specific guanine nucleotide-releasing factor 2b
Biological process (GO): Ras protein signal transduction
Cellular component (GO): plasma membrane
Molecular function (GO): guanyl-nucleotide exchange factor activity
Source: RefSeq, a predicted model, not a curated record